AUGCCUACAUAUCCCGCCUCAAUCCCGCAUCCCCGGAGUCUCCUCCUUCUCCAACCUACCUCCGCCCUGCCAUCAUUCCAUAAGGUGAGCUCGAAUGCCACACCGAGCCUAGCCUCCACUGCAUCCCUUCUUUUGCUUUUCAACGCCCAUUGGCAAUUGAAGACCUUACUUUUGAUAUUUCUUAAGGAAUAUGUCUGUCAGUUCUCAAUUCCUCCCGCAACUAGAAUAAAUUCAAUAAUUCUCCAUUUCUUAAAAUUUUCCACGUCUCCUCCGCGAGAGUCAGAUCCCCUUCCACAUGACUUCAACGCCAACAUUAACCUCUUCGUUGUCAAUCAUCUACACCGCUCAGGCUAUAAAACUCCACCCACCCCUAAUUCCGCUUCCGCACCGUCACGCGGUCGCAGGAGACAACACCAACCCCCAUGUAUCAUGAAGCUCGGGGCAAUAUAUCCGGGGAGAAAACAUAUAAGCGUGGAGGUGACCUCAGCGAAGAUGGAUAUCAAUCAAACCCCUGCGGAGACGACUCAAACUUGUAUCCAUUCAUUCACAACCGGUCUUCCUCAUUACCACCACCAGCUAUCCUAUAGGUCUCCCCUCCCUCUCCCUCUCAAUUCUCCCUCAAUUAGGCCCUCAACAUGUUCCAUCUCACCCCAUCCCAUCGUAUCCCAAUCCCAAAUCCCAUAUCAGAGAAAAUCAGGCCCCGAACCAGCGUAUCCCUACCACUCUGAGAAUAAGCACUCGCUGAAGAAGAGAUCCCAUAACCAAAAAGAUAUACGAAAUGCGAAGAAAACUCUACCGAUGCUCAACUCUAGCUGA
Lindgomyces ingoldianus is the source of this 816-nucleotide messenger RNA. RefSeq lists its product as uncharacterized. Bases 1 to 816 code for a protein of 271 amino acids. NCBI's taxonomy places the organism in Eukaryota, Fungi, Ascomycota, Dothideomycetes, Pleosporales, Lindgomycetaceae. The transcript is spliced from 9 exons. The record is from RefSeq and is a predicted model, not a curated record.